This is a messenger RNA of Panonychus citri (citrus red mite), 1244 nucleotides long. Its product is annotated as replication termination factor 2-like. Gene Ontology annotation, cellular component: nucleus. The record is from RefSeq and is a predicted model, not a curated record. Lineage: Eukaryota; Metazoa; Arthropoda; Arachnida; Trombidiformes; Tetranychidae. The coding region runs from base 169 to 1032 and encodes 287 amino acids. Gene Ontology annotation, biological process: site-specific DNA replication termination at RTS1 barrier; mitotic DNA replication termination. The transcript is spliced from 2 exons.
GCUGAUUUUCUAAAGAAAAUGUUUUCAUUGUUUGUUUAUAAUUUUCAUUGAAUUUGUUAAUUGUAAUCAAUUUUUAAUCGUUAUUGAUUGGUGCUUGUUUUAAUACAAUCUAGAGAUAAUCUUUGUGCAACUAUUGGUGAUUGGGCUUGACCGUUAUAAUCAAUAGCCAUGGGAUGUGAUGGAGGAACUAUUCCAAAACGGGAUGAGUUGGUUAAAAAGAAACAAAAACCAGAAGAGAAGGAUAAACAAGCCGACACUGCGGCAAAGUGGAAUUACUGUACAAUCAGUUGUCAACAAUUACGAAAGCCGAUUGUCUCGUGUCCUUUAGGAUUUCUUUAUAAUAAAGAAGCGAUAAUUCGUUAUCUUCUUGAUAAAGAGACAAAAAAUGAAACAGUUUCUCAUAUUCGUGGUCUCAAGGAUGUUAAAGAAUUAAAUCUUACCGAAAAACCAGGUUUCGUUGAAAAGGCCGUUGAAAGUGGACUUUAUAUCCAAGAAUCACAAUACAUUUGCCCUGUUACUACAUUAGAAAUGAAUGGAAAAUAUAAAUUCUGUUACCUUCAAGCUUGUGGAUGUGUCAUUUCCGAAAGAGCCUUGAAAGAGGUAAAAUCAGAGACAUGUCACAAAUGUGGAAAACCUUUCACCGAGGAAGAUAUAAUUAUCAUCAAUGGUACCGAUGCCGAAAUUGCGUCAGCUCGAAUCAAAAUGGAAGAGAAAAGAUUAAAAGAAAAAUCGGAGAAAAAAGGAAAGAAAAGAAAAGCGGUCGCUAUCGAAGAAGAAGGUGAAAGUUCAAAGUUCUCCGUGGAAAAGUCAAUAGCCGAUGGUCAAGCAAGUGGUGCAGGAGUGAAAAGUAUCAAAUCGAAACCGGAUAUGACCAAAACUAAACCAUCAACAUCCGCAAUUCUGUCAGGAAAAAUCAAAGAUGAUUAUUCAGUUGCUAAAGAUGAGACUGCAAGUGAAGCUUACAAAUCAUUAUUCACUUCACAUCCAUCGGCUAAAAAUAAGCCAAAAAUCCCGAUGUACAAUUGUAGUUAAUUCAAUUAAUUGAAUUUACUAUUAAAUGUAAAUAAUCAAAAAUUGUACACACAAAAUAUUGACACUUGCUGAUUGAAUAUCUUUUAAUUAACUUGCAAAUUGAUAAUUGUGACUCUUUUUCUCUCUAAUCAAACCUGUAUCAUUUCAAACGUAAUCACAAAUUGUAAUAUAAAACUAAUCUAAUAACAAAAGUCAAUAAUUACAAUUAUCAA